Molecule: messenger RNA, 2491 nt
Organism: Sceloporus undulatus (fence lizard)
Lineage: Eukaryota; Metazoa; Chordata; Lepidosauria; Squamata; Phrynosomatidae
Gene: ARMC7
Product: armadillo repeat containing 7
Exons: 4
Coding region: 146-718 (190 amino acids)
Molecular function (GO): protein binding
Source: RefSeq, a predicted model, not a curated record
ACGAGGCUGGCAAUGUUGCCCUCACUAGGGCACUUCCUCCCGCUCCUGAACGUCAUUUCCUGCUUCUCACAGGCAGGCAGCACUCCUCCUCUUGGUCUUCUGAGAGCAGUUUGGAGCAGAAGGAGGGACGCCUCCUCCAAGUGCUAUGUCUGAAAACCAGAAGGACCUGAUGGGGCUAGAUCGACUUGAAUAUCUGCAAGCUUUAGUCACAGAGUUCCAAGUUACAGAGAGUUCUGAAGCCAAGGAGCAGGUGCUUGCCAAUCUAGCUAACUUUGCUUUUGACCCCAAGAAUUAUGAAUAUCUCCGGCGACUGAAGGUCUUGGACCUCUUCCUGGACUUGCUUACUGAGGACAGUGAAACACUUGUGGAAUUUGCACUUGGUGGCCUUUGUAACCUCUGCCUGGACAAAAUCAACAAAGACUAUAUCUUGGAGGCAGGUGGGGUCUCUGCUGUGGUCAGCUGCCUGUCCAGUUCCAAUGAGGAGACUGUGUUGUCCGCUGUUACUACCCUAAUGUACUUGACCACACCCCAGUCUUGCCAAGAGAUCACUGCUCUCCCCGUGGUAGAGUGCAUGCUGCGGUUCUCCCUCUCAGCCAGCAGAAGGCUCCGAAACCUGGCAACUAUCUUUCUGGAAGAUUAUUGCACCCCUGUUCAGGUAGAGGAGGCCAGGAACCUGACCAAACACACAGCUUUAGGGAUUCCACUACCAAAGGAGUGAUUCAGAAUGCAGCCUGUCAGAAGGAUUUUUCUUAAAGAAGCAGCAGCAGCAGCACAUCUUUCUUGUAAGGUGAUAAGUGACUGUUAGGGAAUUUUGAAUUAAUUGUGCACAUUUGAAUUGCUUGCCAUCUUAGGGCCUCCUUAAAUAUUCUGAUGUUAUGUUGAUUUGAAGAAUUUAAUGUGAAAUGUAUGCAAGUCAAUCAUUAUUACAAUGGUUGUGUAGCUGAAAAGAAGCAAGGCCAACAUGGCAUAAUGGUUUGAGUGUCGGACUGCAACUCUGGAGAACAGGGUUCAAUUCCCCCCUCAUCCGUGAAACCCACAGGGUGACCUUAGGCAAGUCACACUCUCUCAGCCACAGAGGAAAGUAAAGGCAAACUUCCUCUGAACCAAUCUUAGCAAUAAAAGCCCAUGAUACGUUCACCUCAGAGCCUCCAUAAGUUGGAAAUUACUUGAAGGCACAAAAGAACAACAUGGUUCCUUUAACUAGAUCCAAUUUUUUAUCAAUUAUCAGAGUAAAGAGAAGGCUUCAGGUGAUUAAACCCUAAAGAAAUAUACAAAACUCUUAUUGAUGUGGAACUACUGAUUUUUGCAGUUCUGUGUAUCUAUAUAGAUUGUAUAAACUCCACAUAGAGAUUUAAAUGUUUAAUAACUUGAAAAAUUCAAAGCACAAUCAAGAUGAGAUACAAUUUUGAUGCAAACAAGAGGAAGAUGGGACAUCUUUUCCCAUCUCAGUUGGCCAACUGAGUAUGUUUCCUUUUUUCCAGUUUCAUUGUCAGCUGAAUAGUGAGAAUGUCUUUUUAUUUCACUUUGGAUCUUUUGCUUUCCAGUAUUGCCCUCCAAUCAUCCGUCCAAGACUCCAGUCUCUUUCGUGGGGGCUCCAGCUUUAGAUGCUUGUUAUGACAGCAAGAGAACAAGAUGUGCUCCCAGCUUGGAUUAGGUUCCACCCCUGAGGUGAAUCAGAAUAGGACGUUGUGAGAGCAAUCAUUACAUCACCAGUGGCAAAGCACAUGAAUAUGAAAGCUGUAUGUCAACAUGCAUACCUCUAAUGGUAUCCUUGUCAUCAAAAAGCAGAUCAGCUGACACAAUUGUCUUAUCUCUGGUCAAAAUUAGUCGUUCCACAAAUUUUGGACCCAAGUGCUUUUCAACCCAUUGGUACUGUCAGUUGAAGAGAGAACAAUAUUAAAAGGAUUUUAAGUGAGAGCUUUCAAAAAGCUGUCUCCAGUAUAGGGUAUCUGACUAGACACAGUCUGAGCUGCCCUUAACUGGUGAUAUAAUUCAUUUGAAAUACAGUCUGCAAAGACAUUUGCUCAUUUUGCAAAUUACCAAGGCUGCAAUCUUUUGUGCACAGACUUGGGCAUGAACUUCAUUGAAGGCUAACUUAAUGUGUGUUUUUUUAAAAAAAAUCUUAAAGAAAAGUAUUUGUGUUUGCUUUAGAAGAAUGUUUACAUCUGUUGUACCUUACCUUGGAAGCCUAAGAAGCUGGGAGGCAAUAAUACUACUAUGAUCCUACUAUUAGGAUUGUUAACCUUUUCUGUUAUAUACAGGAUUCACAGCAUAAUCCUAUACACAUGUACUCACUGGUGUGAAUGGGGCUUACUUCCUAAUGAUUUAUUUUUAGGGUUGUGAUGUCAAUCGUAUACAUGAUAGAAUAAAUGAACACAUUCCUUUAUAUUCAUUUCUAACCUUUACAGAAUUGUGGCACCUACCACUUAUAAUGCCUUGGCUUAUUUAUUCCAUUGUCUGAUUAAAGGCUUUUCCUACUAUUUACCUCUAA